Molecule: messenger RNA, 1296 nt
Organism: Pelobates cultripes (western spadefoot toad)
Lineage: Eukaryota; Metazoa; Chordata; Amphibia; Anura; Pelobatidae
Source: the annotation of a GenBank genome assembly
AUGGAAAAAAAAGAGCGGAAAAAGGAGAAAAAGAAGAAAGAACGAAAAUCGAUGGACGUGGAAAAAGAAAGUUUAUUGGACAUGUGCACAGGAUCGAAAAAUGUCCCCCCAUUGAAAGAUCGCUCAAACAAAAGCAGUGAAUUAAAGAGGCAUCAUGAUUUAACUCAGAGUUUUCCUUCGAAGAAAAAAUGCAGAGCAACCGAUUUAAGCCAAAAAGUUGACUCCUGUUUGGCUCCUUUCAAGAUAAAAAAAGGGAAGAAUGAAAAGCAGACCCAUUUAAAAAUGAUGAGAGAUACUUCUUCAGAUAAACAUCACAAUGGUACCCAAGAGGUCUUUUCCCAAAAAAAGAAAUCUCAACAGAACCUAGAGUGUGGAGUAUAUGAACCCCGAAAUACUCUUAUUAGUAAAGAGGAACAAUUUUCCAACAACUCAAAAAGAGUGCCAAAGUUCAAGGGUAGCUUCAAGCAUGGUUCUAAAUCUUGUGGAAAGGAAGAAGAACCUGUCUGUGAUGAGACCAUCAAUCAGAACGUUAAUGAAUCCACCACAAAAUGUACUACUGAGUGCCAGGGUAGUGGAAUCCCAGGCUUCACGGCCAACACACAAAUAGGUGAAAAGGUUUGGGAUGCCAGCCUUGGGAAGAGCCCCAAACUGGACAGCAUGUGUGGUAGUUCAGAGCACAGCCAAGACCUUUUCAUCACGCAGAAGACCUAUCUGCCUGCCCAGGUUUCAAGCAGUACCAGCUGUGAGUCUCCCCCUCCGGGGCAGAAACAAGUGCAAAGAAGCUACAAUGAGCAAGCUCAGAUGUUCUCCCAAAUUUCAACCUUAACAGACACUGGAGCCAGCGAGUUUAAUGUUUCUCAGUGCCGCGUGGAAUCUGCAACAGGGAAUUCUGUUAUGUUCUCACACAAGGCAACGCAGACCGAUGGUGUCUUUAGCUACCUAGCACUUAUGACAUUUGCAAAAAAAGCCAAAGUUUUGGAAUCUUGUUCAGAAAAGCCUCUGGAUUUGUGUUUACCUAGCCGUGUUAGAGCUCAUGACGUCAUUAUAAAAAAUGAAGUCAAUGAUGUAAUCAUAAUCAGCGUUAAACCUGCCACUCUAUGUCCUGUAGAGGAGACAACAAGAAAAUUCAGCCUCAGUCAAUUACGUAAAAUGGAAGGGCGGUUUGUGCAGACAUUGCUAAAUUCAUCUUACUUUUUCAAGGGAAAAGGAGAGCGCAAUGAUGCAGUUCAUAUUGCACCAUUGCUGAGGCAAAAAAUGGAAACAAAGAAGCGUGUGAAAAAGUCUAGUGGGAUUUGA